Lineus longissimus is the source of this 7031-nucleotide messenger RNA. Its product is annotated as lamin Dm0-like. The coding region runs from base 126 to 1904 and encodes 592 amino acids. Gene Ontology annotation, biological process: heterochromatin formation; nuclear envelope organization; nuclear pore localization. NCBI's taxonomy places the organism in Eukaryota, Metazoa, Nemertea, Pilidiophora, Heteronemertea, Lineidae. The record is from RefSeq and is a predicted model, not a curated record. Gene Ontology annotation, molecular function: structural constituent of cytoskeleton. Gene Ontology annotation, cellular component: nuclear envelope; nuclear lamina. The transcript is spliced from 12 exons.
AUAUUUGUUUGAAUGUGAAGAAGCGUGUGUGCAUUGUGCAGAUUGUGUCUGCUGGAAAAAGCUAAAUUUCUGCAGGCCCUGCAGUUGCAAUUUUGGUGAAAGGAUCUUUAUUAUAAUUAGUAGCCAUGGCUACAAAAAGUUCACGUAGGGGGACCACGGUUGUUACACAGCAAUCGUCCAGUUUUACCUCGUCGGCUCGUUCGCCGUCGCCGACACGGAUCAGCAGGCUGCAGGAAAAGCAAGAGCUCGGCUGUCUGAACGACAGACUUGCUAAUUACAUCGACAAAGUACGGUCUUUGGAGCUUGAAAAUAGCCGUCUUAGUGUGCAGGUCAGGUCUUUUGAAGAAACCUCAACGCGUGAGGUGAGCAAUGUGAAGAAAUUAUACGAACAAGAACUGAACGAUGCACGUAAACUUCUUGAUGAUUUGGGCAAGGAAAAAGCAAGGUUGCAGAUUGAGCUUUCAGCCCUCAAAACUGAGUUGAGCGAGUUGCGUGACAAAUACUCGAGACGUGACCGUGAUGCUACAAACUUGGAGAAGAAGCUAAAUACUGCUGAGGCAGAACUAGCUGAUCUCAGGGCAAAGUAUGCUGAUGCUAACCAGAAACGACAGAAUUUGGAAAAUGAAAAUAAGAAACUCCGAGCAGAAAACACAACAUUGGAUAAACAGCUUGGAGUGUCGAAGAAAGAACUGGAAAAUGAGACACUGAUGAGAGUGGACUUGGAAAACAGGGUACAGUCUCUCAAUGAGACACUCAAGUUCAAUGAGAGUCUUCAUCAGCAGCAACUGAAUGAGACCAAGUCGCGUACGGAAAUCUCUAUGACUGAGGUCGAUGAUCGCUACCAGCAUGAGUAUGACAACCGACUGGCGGAGGCUCUCAAAGAGAUGAGGGGGCAGCACGAAUUCCAGGCCAAGAUAUACCGUGAAGAAAUGGAAACCAUGUUUGAGAAAAAGCUUUCCGAGAUGAGGGUCAUGGCCGAGCGUAAUCUCACCGCAGCGUCGUCGGCUCAGGAAGAACUGAAGAGUUCCAGGCGUAAACUGGAUGAACUUGGACAACAGUGCACCCAACUCACCUCAGAGAAUGACAUGCUGCGCAAGCGUGUGAAAGAGUUGGAAAACCAACUGGAUCAUGAACAAGAGGACCAUCAGAAGGCCACGGAUAUGUAUCGCCAAGAGAUCAAGGAGUUGAGGCAGAGUAUCGAGGAUCAGAUGAGGGAGUACUCGGAUCUCAUGGACAUCAAGAUCGCCCUUGAUAUGGAGAUCAGUGCUUACAGGAAACUCAUUGAGGGUGAAGAAGAGAGGUUGAAUCUUUCCUCCCAAUCUGAAUCGUCGAUGAGACGGACACCAGUACGUGCAACCCCAACCAGAGGUGGCAAGAGAAAGCGUGUGUCAUAUGAAGGUCUGUCGACACAUGCAACAGACAGCAGCAAGUACGCCGUUAGUAAAUCGGCCAAAGGUGCAAUAGAAAUAACUGACACCAAUGAGGAUGGGAAAUUUAUCAAGUUGACAAACACAUCUGAAAAGGACCAAGGUUUGGCUGGCUGGCAUGUGCAGCACACAGCUGGUGAAAUGGAAACAGUAUUCAAACUUCCUAGGAGUGUCACCCUCAAGCCAAAACAAAGUUGCACAAUUUGGAGUUCAGAUGGUGACGGUACCCACAGUCCACCGUCUGAUAUUGUUAUGAAAGGCCAGAGGUGGUUUCUAGCCGACAGCAUGAAGACUGUGCUGUUGAACAAAGAAGGCGAGGAAAUUGCCAGCAACGAUUUAACACGCAGCAUGUUGAGAACAUUUCAAGCAGGACCGUCACCAGGAUUUGGAAGCGAGAGCCCAUUGUUUGGCUUUGGGUCUAGCAACUUCUACCACCAAGGCGAUCCACAGCAGAGGGACAAGUGUGCUAUCAUGUAAGCCAUAUGCGGUAGCCGAGGUUUGGAUCCACUGAACCGACCACCAUGCGGGAACCAGCACAGUGCAUCACAGACCUGAUGAGAAUGCAUUCUAGCCUGCCAUGAAGAGCUGUUUACGUUGGUCCCAUAUUUGAAUCUCAACAUAUGUAUCAUUACCCAAUCUUUGAUUUCAGUCCUGAUUGAAAAAUGUUAUGGCAAGAUAUGUCUUGUACGAAUAAUGUGCCAGAAUGCUGUCAGCUGACUUCAGCCAGUUUACAAUUGAUGAGUAGAUUUAUUUGACGUUUAUGAACUGCAUGAUGGCAUCAGAAUAGUUAAGCCAGUAUGUUGUAUUUCAUUGCAAUAAUGUCUUUUUUUCUGCCAUGAUAAUUUGUUUUGUCUAUUUCUUAUUUGACACAAUAUUCUAACUAAUUAUGGGUGCCACUGACAAUUCAUUGUCUGAUAGAGUUGUGAUUAUACCUUAUCAAAAACUGAAAUCAAUUGUCUCUAUUGUCAGUUGCUGAUAAAAAAAAUCGAUAAGAACUGCUCUGAUGAUAUUGCUCAGUCCUCGACUUUUGGGCAAACAAGGAUUGUUUUUUCCAAAAAAGGCUAUUACAGAUCAGUCAGUAAUUGUUUGAACACCCAUGUUUAUGUUAGAGUAACUUUUUGUAUUCUCACUAAUCAAGCUAUAUAAAAUAUUCACGUAGAACCCAUUGCCUUUGUUAUGUGCUGCUACUUAUUUGGGAUCAACUUGAGCAGUUGUCUGUACAGUAUUAGCUGUAAGGCUAUUGUAGUAGUGCCAUAUUUGAAUAAAACGUUGGAGAAUUUGCCAGAAUUGCGAAUGGUAUGAACAUUCCUUGCCUCGAACUGUUGUCUCCUUGGGCGAAUCAACAAGGGGUUAUGGACUUGACAAGUAGUGUUGGAAAUCUUUUUGGUGAAGUAGGUGUCUGUUUUGAGACAAUUGUCCAACGAAAAGAUUCUGCUGAAGUCCAUAGCGUUUUGUUGUAGAAUUUGUUAAAACGAGUCCAGCAUGACUGCCAUGCUUAAUAAAUAUGCUACCUCUGAUCUCGUGAGAACCAUUAUUUAAUGCAAGGAUAUGAGACGUUUCAUCCUUGUGUUGGUCCAGGGCAUUCCAUGCCAACGGGAUCUACCUGUGGUGAAUGAAUAUCAUACUCUUCAUUCAUCCGAGUGUGGACUCCAAUUUACAGCUUAAGGUCACUUGUAUCGUUUAAUGGCAAUUGUUUACUCCAGUUUGGUAUAAGGAUCCAAAACCGAUGCUUACUCAAUGAUAAGAACAGUCGUCACUGCCCUGUGCAUAUCAUGUCAAAUGAGAUGAUAUAACUUGUAAAACUGUUGUUGAAUCUGACAUUGUUUUAAUGCGCUUAAUGCUGCAUAUUAUAUAUACUAAACGAAGACGAUUUUGACAUGAUUUCUAGGUUUGUUGUUUAAAUCAAACGUAGUCAGUAGGAUUUGUUAGUAUAGAAACCUUUGUUGUGUCUUUCAACUUGAUAUAUACUGAGAUUUCUGAACCAGCAGACUUGUUUUCUGUUGGAUGUUGGUUGAAUUGUGAUCAAACAGGCUCUUUCCAUCCUGCAAAGGGACUUGGCUUUCUAGAUGGUGCUCCUAAUGCUUGAAUAUCAAACUUCUUUGGGACAUCGAUCUUGUGACUGCCCUGACCAACAACACAUGCACUUCUUCUUUAUGUUGAUGGGAGUAUGCUGUCAGUGAUAUAAAACUCUGGGACAGCAGGUUAAAGUUGUUAAGAUGUAGAGUGUUCUCCACAAUGCAUGUUUUUAAGAGAAUUUUGUUUACUUCUGCAUUGGUGAAUCCUGUCUCUUAGGCCAUUUCCCUUUCUUACAGAGAAAUUACUGUGAUCAGUCACUUCUAGCCAUCAGACUCCCAAUCCAUUUUGUUCAGCCAAUUGGUCCAAUUUAAAAAGACGUAUUUGGCAACAUAUGAUGGGGAACAGAUAAAACAAAUCUACUAAUGUAUGUGUUAGCUGUGGUUACCAUAAUUCAAUCACAACUAGUAUUUUUGCUCUCAGUAACCUUGUAAUCAAUCAGAUGUCCACCUUGAAGUGAUGUGUGAAGUAAUGUUGUGAUAUUGUUCAGAGUUUUGAAGUUACAUAAUACAAGGAAGGUUUUAAUACUGAAACAGUUGAGAAUAUUAUGAUCAUGAACAACUGUCUAAUCAACAUUUCUGUUACGAACUCAAAUAUGAAUCUGCAGUUUUGACCUGUGGAAUUUAAGACGUAUGAAAAACGUUUGAUAGGUGGAGAUAUUUUCCUAGAUUCAUGUUAAUAACCCAACUAGGUACCUAAGACUGUACAGUUGAACCCCUGUUUGAUGGUUAUUCCCCUUGAUUGUUACUCUUAUUCACAUCGACUUCAGUAAUCAGGAGAAUGAGAAGUUUCAUUGUUAUAUUUCAUCAGAGUUAUUAUGUAGUGUUGAGUAUUUCUGGAAUAAAUCGCCAGAUAAAGGAUUUAAAAUCAAAUUCUUCAUCGCACAUGUAACAUUAAGGUGCUUGUUACUUGCUUAGAUUAAUCAUGCCUAAUCAACAAUGUUCACUUACCAUCUGACUUUCAUGAUAGUUAUUGCUGUUCACUUGAUAUUGUAUGUUAAUGUGGCAAAUUCUUGUGACAAUCUAUGGCAGGAAUCUACCUCAGAAUGUUUUAACAGUUAGUUGUUGGCUAAGGGUGCCAACUAACCACCAAAUCUUACUGACAUGACUGAAAAAUCAGACAGAUUUGAAAGUUGGACCAAAAUGAUUCUAUCUUGAUUUGAAUAUCUCGUCCCUUAUCAUUUUGGGACUUUCUUUCAAUUUUUCAUUGACCUUAUGUACACACGAAGCUAAUUAAAGUCAUUCUGAGAAAAAUAUGAAGGGGUUGCGCUGAAGUACUGUAAGCCUCAUUUUUGCAAGCCAGACAAUUUUCGGUUUAUUUGGUUGUCAAAGCCGUGAAUCUGCAGUUUUUCAUCCAAUAACACUUUCGACAAAUCAUCUUUGCAAAAAAGGGGGUCGGCAGUAAAUUUAAAAUGUUGCAUGAUUGCUGAAUGCUGUUUCAUGAAAAGAUCAUGCAUUAAUCAAGUCUUUGUUGUUGAGAUACUUGACAGAUCAAUGUAUGCAGGUGCUCUGAAUACUUGUAGCUGUCCACAGACUUUGUUGCACUGAAUUAUUCAUCAGUAUUUUGAAAAGUCGGGUCCGAUUAACUGCCAUAGCAACACAGCACUGUUGUUACUUGUUUCUCAAUUCAGUAUUUUAGAAUAGCACUUUCAAAGCCCUAUUAACUAAAAUCCAUUUGAGAUGAAAAUUGAGAUGAUUGUUGUAAAUCACAGCUGACCGUAUCCUACAUCUGAAUACCAAACUGUUUCAAUGCAAAACCUGUAAAAUCACAUGGUAAGUCAUGCAAGAAGAUACUCUUUUUCUGCAAAAAUCUUAGCAUCACAGUAGAAAAUAGCAUUUACUCGAAAAGGCUUCUAGUGGAUUUAGUGGUUUUGGCAUUAGAACUCCUCAAGUAUUUGUCUGUUCCUGCUCCUGACUUGAAUGUGCAUCUAGGUCUUAUUAUCUGAAAUUCACUGCAGGAAAAAGGUGUAGACCCUUAAAAAAUCCUACCUUUGAUAUGUUUUGAUGUAAUCAUCCGACCUGGAAUAUUUUGUUGUUUAAUCUUUUGAGGACUACCAGUGUGAGUAAAGUAGAGAGAGAAUUAAUAGAGCUUUCCAAUAGCUUUCUAGCAUGUAACAGAGAAAGGCUGAAUGGGUAUGGGCAAUUGAAAAAAGUAGGUUAUUCUUUAAAGGAAGAAGUAGAUUUAAUAGUUAAAAUAUAUUUUGGUGAAGUUGCUUCAAGUCCUUGAAAGGUUAAACAUUAGCUACAUGUCGGUUCUGCAAAUCUCACUAAUUACAAAUCAGACCUUUUAAAUCACGAGGAACUAGUGGGCAAUUAUUCAAAAUUUGCUGCAUUUUAAUAGAAAAUUGAGUGAAUUGGCCUGUGAGAAAUGGAUGUUGAUCAAUCGGCAACGAAAGAAACUGAAUUUUGGAAUGAAGAGCACUUUGUAAUUUGUGAUAUUUCCAGAACCUCAGUCCUAUAUAAAAACCAAAAUGCUUGUAUUGCUUGUUUAUGCAAAGGAUUCAUAACAAAUUAAUGGUCACAUGUGAUCAUUCUAUUUUAUUCACGCAAUAUUUUUUUCUACAUUUUGAGUUCUAGAUGUUAACCAAAUAGAGAAAAUAUGUAAAAUGCAGAGUUAGAGAGGUGAGAAGGCUCACUGUUGAUAACUAUUUUGUGGAGCUAUCAACAAAACAUGAGGGCAGAUUGCCAUGCAUCUUGGAAUCUCAAGGGUAACAUUUCACAAAAUUCUGAUUCCCACAUUGAAAUGAGAAUGAAAACAGCAGAUCAGUUUGCGAGUGUCAACUCCAAAUGGGUCGAGAUAAUAAAUGAUGGUGGUACGAUCUCGUGAGGUAGAGUUUAGUUGAUAAAGAAUUUGUAAUGUAGGUUAUACCAGAAGUUUAUUGGCGGCAGUAGUCAAAUGGCCUAUCACCCCAUACUACCUUAUCGUUCACAAGCUUAAGGAUAGUAUAACACCUUGUUCUCCCCAAAGUUCAGUAUAAAAAUAGAUGCUGCUUGAUUAUGUAAGCAUUGCUUUGUGCACUGAGAUCAACUGAUGGGGUUCAUUAAUAGAAUGUCCAGUCAGUUAGACAGUGCGACUCAAAGCCGACCUGCAGGUAUAGGGAGAUGUAUACUGCCACCAAUAAACUGCUAAUUAUGAUAGUCUGCCAUGUGAUGGCAGUCGGCAUCAACAGACUAAUUAGCAUAGUACUUGUAUGAAACUUUCCUUCUCGUCCGAAAGAAUUGGGGGUGAAAAAUAGGAUAAAGUAAAGCUUGAGUUACGGGUAAAAAAGAAUAAAAAAUUGUGUUUUUAAGCCAAGCUUAUGAUUGAUCGUUGAUUGUAUUAAAAAUCUUUGAAGGUUGGGAUAUUAAGGGUAUUUGUGUGUCCGCCUGUUCAUCACCAAUUCUUGAAGGAUAGCUGCCAUAAGGUGUAGUCACCCAGCUUAAUUUUCCUUUUUGAAGAGAAAUGUAUCCAAAAUUGCUAAAUGUCGUAUAAAAUCCAUAAGCAUUAUACCCAGUCAUAUUUUGUAUAAUAAAGGAGCAAUUUGGAACAGAA